GCAAACCAAAGCAGCCCCCCCUAUAGGGUUGGAACGAGUGCGGCUUCACCCGGAACACAUGCUUCUUUUUGGCCUUUACUUUCGGGAAAGUACGGAUUUUUAGUUGAUAAAUACCGCUUCGUGAGUCCUGGAAAUGACGCAAAACAUCUCCAUUUGGAAAUGGUUAAGACCGGGUAUGCUCAAGAAAUGUUCUUGUGCAAUUACCUUAUUCAUUUGUAUGUGAAAAAUGGCGAUAUGGGUGAUGCACGUGACGUGUUCGAUGAGAUGCCCGACUGGAAUCCGGUUAGCUGGUCUAGUUUGAUCACAGGGUAUGCUCAGAAUGACAUGCCCGGUGAGGCGUGUGAGUGUUUUCGAAGGAUGGUGCGAUCGGGAUAUGUUCCUAACCAUUAUUCUUUUGGUAGUGCAUUAAGGGCUUGCCAGUCUUUAGGAGCUUGUGGUCUAAGGCUCUGUGGCGAUCCUGGUAACUAUGCUUGGCUUGUAUUUUGUGGCAUAGAAGCUAAAAAUUUAGUGUCUUGGAAUUCUAUCAUUUCCUUCUAUGCUCAAAGAGGAGAUUCUGCUCAUGCUUUCAAGCUUUUCUCCCGCAUGCAAACUGAGGAGCAGGUACUGGGAAGGAUUGAAAAAUCGGGAUUUUCCAAAGAUCUGUUUGUAAGCAGUGCUUUGGUAUGUAGUUUUGGAAGGCUAGGCUGUCUUGAUGAUGCAUUGAAGCUUUUCAAACAGAUGAGUGUGAGAAAUGCAGUGUCCAUGAACGGCCUGAUGGUUGGACUCAUUCGCCUAAAGCGAGGAGAAGAUGCAGCUAAAGUUUUUGUUGAGGUGAGAGACCUUGUCGAAGUUAAUUAUUUCUCUUUAGUUGUUCUUUUGAGUGCUUUCCCUGAAUUCUCUCUGUUGGCCGAAGGAAAACAAAAAGGUAAAGAGGUACAUGCACAUGCUCUCCGAACUGGCUUGUGUGAUUCCAAGGUUUCUGUUGGGAAUGGUCUGAUUAAUAUGUACGCUAAAUGUGGUUCAGUUAAAGAGGCUCGUUCUGUUUUCAACCUCAUGGUUGACAAGGACUUAACGUCCUGGAAUUCUUUGAUCUCUGCUCUGGACCGAAGAUGGGAAGCGAAAUACAUUGUGAAGCAAUUAAAUUGGGACUUGACUUGGAUGUGUACAUUCAAUGAUUCUGAAGCGUCUGUUUUUGAAUCUAUAAAAUAUUUCAUAGAAAUGAUGCGUGCUGGGGGGAAUCCUAACCAAAUAACUUUCAUAAAUGUCCUUUCUGCAAUAUCGUCCCUUUCACUUAUUGGCCUUGCUCGUCAAAUUCAUGCUUUGGCUCUAAAACACAGUGUGGCCAAUGAUGUAUCCAUUGAAAAUGCAUUUCUUACUUGCUAUGGGAAGUGUGGUGAAAUGGAUGAUUGUGAAAAAAUAUUUUCCAGAAUGCUUGACAGGAGGGAUGAUAUGAGUUGGAACUCUAUGAUUUGUGGGUACAUACACAACGAGCUCCUAUCGAAGGCCAUGGAUUUGAUUUGGCUUAUGUUGCAUAACGGUCAGAGGUUAGACUGUUUCACCCUCUCUACCGUUCUAAGUGCGUGUGCCUCAGUGGCAACACUGGAGCGUGGCAUGGAAGUCCACGCUUGUGGGGUCCGAGCUUGUUUGGAAUCAGACGUUGUUGUUGGGAGUGCCCUAGUUGACAUGUACGCCAAAUGUGGCCGAAUAGAUUAUGCCUCAAAAUUUUUUAAACUAAUGCCACAAAGAAAUGUGUAUUCAUGGAAUUCUAUGAUAUCCGGUUAUGCAAGGCACGGAUGUGGACACGAAGCACUAGAGGUUUUUGAAAAAAUGAAGGCGGAAGGUCAACCGCCAGACCAUGUCACUUUUGUUGGUGUCUUGUCAGCUUGUAGCCACAUAGGAUUAGUUGAUCAAGGAUUUGAUUAUUUUGAAUUAAUGAAAAGUGAUUAUCAUUUGGCCCCACAGAUUGAGCAUUUCUCUUGCAUGGUUGAUCUCCUCGGGCGAGCAGGUGAGCUAGGUAAGAUUGAGAGCUUCAUCCAAAGAAUGCCAAUAAGGCCCAAUGCCCUCAUUUGGAGGACGGUUCUCGGGGCGUGCAGUCGAGUUGGCAGUCGUAAAAAAGAUCUUGGUAGGAAGGCUGCACAAAUGCUUAUGGAAUUGGAACCACAAAAUGCAGUGAACUAUGUACUUCUUGCCAACAUGCAUGCUUCUGGUGGAAAGUGGGAAGACGUUGCAGAGGCCCGGCAUGCCAUGCAGGAAGCAGAAGCCAGGAAAGAAAAAGGGUGCAGUUGGGUGAGCAUGAAAGAUGGUGUUCAUGUUUUUGUCGCGGGUGACAGAUCACAUCCAGAUACAGAUGCAAUAUAUGUAAACCUCAGGGACUUGCACAGAAAGAUGAAGGCUGCAGGGUACGUGCCGCAGAUAAAGUUUGCAUUGUAUGAUCUUGAUCUUGAGAACAAGGAAGAACUGCUGAGCUAUCAUAGCGAGAGGAUCGCGAUUGCUUUUGUUCUCACGCGCCCAAAAUCAGAACUCCCUAUUAGAAUAAUGAAAAAUCUCCGUGUUUGUGGGGACUGUCAUUCUGCUUUCAAGUACAUAUCCCAGAUUGUGGAACGGAAAAUUGUGCUCAGAGAUUCAAUCAGGUUUCAUCAUUUUGCUGAUGGGAAGUGCUCUUGUAAUGAUUACUGGUGAUCCAGUUUUGAAAUAAAGAAGAGGUGACAAGGAGAAAACAAUGAUGAAGAAUGAAGCCUAGAUGCACUCAAAUUAUGCUCUACUGGCCAAACAAGAAAUGUCCCAGAGUGCUCUGCUGAACUCAAGUAGGAUUAAAAUCAAAAGUGGCAAAAGAAGUAUGGGAACAGUUUUCCCGCCCAUUUCUAAAGCUACAGUAGCAACAUAGAUAAGGACCACAUAUCCUGUGAUGAAGCUUCCUGUGUACUAAUCUGUUUGGAGCAUUCAGUCCAUCACACAGAUGAUAUUUGAAGUGAAAUUCAUUACAAAUGCUAUCUCAAAGGAGGAGUUGCAGGUCCAAAAUUAGUUCCCAGUUUGACUAUUCUUUUGCAGGGUGGCAAAGAGUUCAUUCAAGCCCAAAAGAUCAUCUUUGGAUGAUGAUGAUGAUAAGUUGUCAAUAGAUUGGGACAAGGCCUGGUCUAGCUUCAAGAAGAAUGGGAAGAAGACGUUCUUCUCACAGUUUUCACCAGACAGGUAUGUGACCUGGAAUCCUACCCGUUCUAACUACCCGCCAUCUGAAGAAGUUGAUCCCAUCAAGAGAUCAGAGAAGUUGAACCUUAAUCUAUGGACCAGUCNUCUCAUACUAGUGUUUCUUCUGGUUUAUACCGUCGUUUUCCCACUGAAAUGAAAUGAUGUCUGGUUG
Messenger RNA from Cuscuta campestris, 3337 nucleotides. The record is from the annotation of a GenBank genome assembly. NCBI's taxonomy places the organism in Eukaryota, Viridiplantae, Streptophyta, Magnoliopsida, Solanales, Convolvulaceae.